UUUGGCACUCUGCUCUCUUCAUUCAAACAAAUUUUUCGUUCUUGCGUGGCUAAGCAGGUAUUUUAUUUUCUUCCUCUUUUCGAUUCUAUCUUACGGAAUAGGCCAUUUUUUUUGUAGAUUCUAUUUAUCAGUAGUAGAAGGAGAAGAAGAAGAGUUUAGAAAUAUAUGGCGAUUUCUUCUUUCUCGGCUUCAACAAUUUCUUCUUUGAAGACACCGCAGUCACAGUGGAGUGCUGCCAAUUUGACUUCUUUGUCUUCACUGAAGUUUCCAGUGCAGCUUCAGAGGCUUCAGUUUGGGAUCAGAGGGAUUUCCUCUCCUUCUAGGUCUCGAAUUUUUUCUCUGGUUGCAGCAAAGAAGCAAACAUUUUCCUCCUUUGAUGAGUUGUUGGCAAAUACCGACAAACCAGUGUUGGUUGACUUCUACGCAACCUGGUGUGGUCCUUGCCAGUUUAUGGGUCCUAUUCUUGAUGAAGUCAGUGCCGUCCUGAAAGACAAAAUCCAGGUGGUGAAAAUUGAUACUGAGAAGUACCCUAGCAUUGCUGACAAAUACAGAAUAGAGGCAUUGCCUACAUUUAUCUUAUUUAAGGAUGGGAAACCUUAUGAUCGCUUCGAGGGUGCUUUGACUAAAGAUCAAUUUGUUGAACGCAUCGAAAAUUCACUGCAAGUGAAGCAAUAGUUAGUACACGUUGUGUUUUCCCUUUUAAGUCUGUCCCUUGCAGAAUGCAUUGUGAGACCCCAUAAAUAAACUCAUUCCCUUUUUUGGCCCUCAGGUUUUAUGAGAAAUGCAGAUUGAAGCUAUUAUGUAUGAAUUAUUGCUUACCAGGAAGACCACCCGAAUGCUCCCCUUCCAGAAUGCUGUAAUGACUGUUACUGUACCUAAAAAGAGUGACAAACACAAAUUCUAAUGGCAUAUUUGUUUGUAAGUCUUGGAAAUUCUGCAAAAUGGUUAUGCUUGUUUUGAAACAUUGAUAAGAGAAGAGAAGUUGUGCUA
Molecule: messenger RNA, 990 nt
Organism: Hevea brasiliensis (rubber tree)
Lineage: Eukaryota; Viridiplantae; Streptophyta; Magnoliopsida; Malpighiales; Euphorbiaceae
Product: thioredoxin Y2, chloroplastic
Exons: 4
Coding region: 166-675 (169 amino acids)
Cellular component (GO): cytoplasm
Molecular function (GO): oxidoreductase activity, acting on a sulfur group of donors, disulfide as acceptor; protein-disulfide reductase activity
Source: RefSeq, a predicted model, not a curated record